AUGUUUUGGCGCUUUGGAUUUAACAAUCCCUCUGCCAUCGACGGCUUACUAGCCCAGCCAGACACUACACUCGAGCAGAUUCUGACUGAUCAAGACAUCAUCCAGGAAGCAAAAUCGCAAAACCCCAAACUAAUUGAAUUUUUGGCGAAAAAGGACAACUUGUCAGAGCUGAUCGAUUUGUUCUAUGCUCUGGAUAACGGGAAACAGCGAUUGCCUUUAAUUGCUUGCGAAAUACUGGCAUGUGAAAUACCUCGACUGGUGGAUGCAAUCGUGCUUGAUCAUCAAGACUUAUUGUCGAAAUUCUGGGAUUUUUUGAGGAAGCCUUUCUCGAUACAUGCUUCUUAUUCUUUCCAAGCAGCCUAUUUCAGCAAAAUCAUUACCACCUUCCUGACCAAACGAACUACUGAUAUGUUGGGAUUCAUUGAAUCAACUCCGGAAAAUCUGAAGUUGAUACUGGCUAACUUACAAAGCUCGGCCAUUAUGGAUUUACUAUUAAACUUGAUCAGGUUGGAAGAGUUACCAGAAGCAAAAGGCAUAGUGCAGUGGUUAAGCGACAAUGGCCUACUGAUCAACCUGUUGUAUCGGUUGGAUCCGAAUCAAACCACUGACGAACAUUCAACCGCCCAACAAUGUAUUUGCGAGAUUGUCAGAAUGUCACAAACAAGCUUGAUCGAAUCGCCCAGUUUGGGUGUCAACGACAUUAUUACCACUUUAACAAGCAGGGACACAAUGCAAACCAUGGUUGAUUUUAUGUUGGAUACUUCCGCUCCCAACUCAGUCUCCAGCUUGAUCAAUUGCGUUACAAUCAUCAUCGAUAUCAUCCGCCACAACAACAGUGAUCUGGAUCAAGAAACGUCUUUCGCUGUCGUUUUGGGAUAUCAGAACCAAAUAGCACAGCAAUCUGGCGUAUCGCUCAUCAACAUGCUGUCCGUAUUAACAGACAAUAUCGAUAAAUUUGUAGAUCUACUCUUGAAACCCAAUCAAGUCGAUACGCCUCGCACAACCACGCCACUUGGUUUUGAAAGGCUCAAGAUUUGUGAAUUAUUUGCUGAAUUGCUACACUGUUCAAACAUGUCAAGCCUGAAUGUCAUCCAAGGAGACGCAGAUAAAGAGGAAACUAGCCCUACUUGUGGGGAUUUGUUAAAAUUGGCGUUUGUCAAGCAUAAGGUGAUGCCUGUUAGCAUAGAUCUGUUCUUUGAGUUCCCUCUGAACAACUUCUUACAUUAUGUUGUAUACGACUCUUUGCAUCAGAUCUUCAAUGGACAAAUGAACAGAGAGUCAAAUAGACAGCUGGCCUUGUCUAUUUUCAAUGAGGGACACUUGACAGACAAGAUUGUGAAGGCGCAGGAGCAGAACGACAUUGAGUGUGCGAAACCAAAGGGCACACGAUUGGGCUAUAUGGGACAUCUGACAUUUAUUUCAGAUGAGAUUAUCAAGCUUUUCGAAGGCUACCCCGAGAGCAUCAUAUCAGCACUAGACGACUCUAUUGAUUUGGACAAAUGGCAUCAAUACUGCAUGAAGCAGCUAUUAGAAACAAAGGAAAGAGAUAGCUUGCCCUUGGGAGAUGUCAGGGCGAACAACAUGCUUGCUAUUGCAGAUCAUAAUGAUAAUGAUAUCAUUGAUGAUAUUGACGAAGAGUUAAACGCCGAGGAGGCGAUCAGUCAUAGAUUUGGUCAAUUCAAUGCCAUUGAUGAUGACGAGGAAGAGGAAGAAGAAGACAGAGAAGAUCAAUGGGUUAUUGAUAAUAUAGAUAAAUCAGGGAAUCAAAACACCAUUACCAUCAUGAAGUACCAUGCAGAGGAUGACAGCAGUAGCUCUACAGAAGAAAAGGAAGAUGACUAUAGUAGUAGCGAUGACGAAGAUACACAAGUCCAUGUUGCUAGGCGUAAAACACAAUGGUCGGGUGGCGAGUAUGAUCCAUUUUCAACUGCUGGUCAAAAUGAUAAUGAAGCCAAGGCAGACAACGUAGCUGCUGCUAAUGUUGAUAAAGACGAGGACAAUCCAUUUGGUGAUUUUUCAAGUAAUAGUAGCAGCGCUAAUGACAACUCUGACAAAGCAGCAUUACAAUGGCAGGACGGCUUUGCAUCUAAUUUUGCAGACAUGGAUUUAAGCACUGUCAAACUAUCUCAGGAUAAACCCGCAGCUAAAGAGAGCACUGUGAAUGCUUGA
Molecule: messenger RNA, 2169 nt
Organism: Mucor velutinosus
Lineage: Eukaryota; Fungi; Mucoromycota; Mucoromycetes; Mucorales; Mucoraceae
Exons: 7
Coding region: 1-2169 (722 amino acids)
Cellular component (GO): nucleus; cytosol
Molecular function (GO): protein phosphatase binding; protein phosphatase regulator activity
Source: RefSeq, a predicted model, not a curated record